Molecule: messenger RNA, 1199 nt
Organism: Osmia bicornis bicornis
Lineage: Eukaryota; Metazoa; Arthropoda; Insecta; Hymenoptera; Megachilidae
Product: selenoprotein M-like
Exons: 4
Coding region: 48-389 (113 amino acids)
Cellular component (GO): endoplasmic reticulum lumen
Molecular function (GO): oxidoreductase activity
Source: RefSeq, a predicted model, not a curated record
AAGAUGUUAAGAUUAGGUAGUAUGAUUUCCGCUUUAGUGAAGUAAACAUGGCCUCGACGGUAGCUGUCAUCUUCUUCCUUGCAGCUGCUUUUGUGACUUCUACUGUUGAUUCCGUCAGCAAUUAUUAUGCGUUUGCAAGAGUUGAGAGCUGCAGUGGUUGUCGCUUGAACCGGCUCCCAGAUGUUAAACAAUUUAUUUUCGAGGAUGUACCGAACUACAAUAAUGUGGAAUUUAAACAUAUUCAAGGAGCAGUCCCAGAACUUCUUCUCUUCAAUGAAAAUGACGAGGAAGUAGAAAGGUUGCCUUUGUCAAGUUUAACUCGGGAAGAAUGCAAUAAUUUGCUAGUUUCUAAAGGUUUCACAAAAAAAGCAACAAAAGAUGAAAUAUAGAAAAUGAAAAAUGUAUAAGUAUCUGUAAAUUUGAGAAAUAAUUUUAUGAUAUUUAUUAUUAACUUACUCCUAUAAACAUGUCUGUAUUAUUAAUUGUUUGUUUUAAUAUUAUCCUUUAAUGUUUAUUUGUAAAUAGAAUUAGGCAUUACUUCGAGUAAAUAUCCAAUUAAAUAUAGUAAUUAUAUCCUAAACUUAAAGUUAUAUGUGUAAAGUAGCAAAAAGGAUUCAUUAAACAUACAUAUUUCAUAUGUAUAACUUCAUAUAUUGCACUCUCUGAAUAGUUGAAAAUAUUAAUUAUCAUUAUAAGCACCAAAUAGUAAACAAUGUAGGGACCUUUUAAUGCACUAAUUGCUGUUUUUAAGUAUCUCAUUUUCACAUAGAUGAGGGAGAGUUAUGUUAUCUCCCUGAGGAGCUGCAAUCUGUGAUACAACUGCUAGAUCCAUACUGUGACAAAAUCGAUCAUUAUAGGAUAUUUGGGCUUCCUUACUCAAAAGUUUUAGUUGUCAUGCGAUACAAAAAUUUAUGGAGUAAUGAAAGUGGAAAUAGCUCCUUAUACAACUGAAACUUGUGCAGUAGGGUAUCCUAUGCAUAUUCAUUUUGUUCAUACUUUGCACGAGGUUAUUUUUUAUUUACUGUAACGUAAAUUUGAAUAUACGAGCACAUCAACAAAAAAUUCAGAAGCAAAAACAAAGUUAAAAUAUAGUUGUGGAAUGUACUAAAUAACUUAAGCAAGUUACAUUAUGAUUUAAAUUUGUGUUACUAUAUAUGUACAUCUGUAAUCUCCAAUAAAUCAUACAAUUUAAUAUUCAA